GUAGUCCGAACCUCAUAGAUAUUACAGUCAUGUUCUGUCGUUCGUGAAAUCAUGAUCGGCUCCUUUACUUCACCAUACUGAUUUACUGACGUAAUCAUCACUUGAGAAGGACCACAAACAAUGGUCGAAAUGACAAUACAAUUUCUACGCUAAAAAUACCAUCGUCGUUACAAAGAACAAUAUACUAGCGCCACGACGCAACCAUGAACGUUCACAAUAAACCAAAUGUUUAUACGAUAAACAAUAUUGCACCCCCUUCAUACACGGAGGCAACAGGAGUACCUACAUCAAGAACGUACAAUCCAGAGAUCGACAACAACUAUCCACAUGUAUCAGUCUAUCCAUCUUCGCCAUCGGCGCCGCUACCGUAUCCGCACCCGUCUAAUUAUUAUCUGAAUAAUACGCCUGCUCAAUCGGUUUACCCGGAAUUUGGACCGACGGAACAACAGUCAACCGGCGUACUCAUAAUAGGAACUAGAGAAGAGAACACAUGCGGCACAGCUUUUCGGAUCGUAUGGAUAAUAUGUGUACUAGCAGUUAUAGCGGGUGUUCUUACGACAAUAUUUAAAGCUGCAGGAUAUUAAGUAAGGGAAGCGUAAAUUGUAUUAUACUAUAAUAUUACAAAAAUAUAUUAAGUUAUUACGACUUAGUGAAGUUUUUGAUGCAGAGUUGUGCACCAAAAGCGAGCUGAAGAUCAAACUUCAAAUCCGUCUAGAAACUGUUAGUUUUUAGUCGAUCGACCUCUCGGAAGGAACUGGUAUCUUACUCUCUCUACACGGAGAGAAUUUUCUUCUACAUUUUAUCGUGACAAUCACGUGAAAACUUCACAUAACUGGUGAAACUUCACAAAAUUCUCAUAAAGUCUUUCAAAAUGCCACCUUGUCCCACGAUUACAUGUUUUUCAAGAUAAAUUUUAAAAGAAAAUUCUCACCGUGUAUAUACAUAUUGUAUAAAGAAGAAAGUCCAACAUUGAAAAAUCGAGCAGAAAGUCUGCCCCUUGUGAACAAACUUUCGCCGACAGGCAAUUUUUGUACUCGCACACAACGGCACAACGUCAAGCGUGGCGUUUUCUUCCAGUAAAAUCGUGCCGAUAGGACACUUUUGGAAGUGGUUACGUCCAGGAAUGGACAGACAAUAGAAUAUUCUAUCUAUUGGCUGAGAAAGAAAAGGAACCAACUUUGUAAUGUUGUGUACCACUAAAAACAAUUUUGUAACUUGUGCUGUUGAGGAAAAAAUUAUGUUGGAAAUAUCUAUAGCGAAAAA
Messenger RNA from Vollenhovia emeryi, 1263 nucleotides. RefSeq lists its product as uncharacterized. NCBI's taxonomy places the organism in Eukaryota, Metazoa, Arthropoda, Insecta, Hymenoptera, Formicidae. The transcript is spliced from 4 exons. The record is from RefSeq and is a predicted model, not a curated record. The coding region runs from base 204 to 584 and encodes 126 amino acids.